AUGAUCCAGAAAGCUUGGCAAUGGGCCGGAGCUCAUGGUCGCAAACGGAAGAACGAAAUCCAUGGUGAGGAAGAAAUUCAGAUCGUAGUCGAUGAUACUUUCGAUCUCAUGGACACAGAGAUCGAAGAAAAAGAGCGAAGUGGUUCAUUGAUAUGUCAGGAUGAUGAAGGGACCCUGCUGGAUUCCGAGAUCCCCGACAUUCGUGGAGGGGCCUUGGCAGUCUUGCCGGAUCCAAGCGAUGGCAAAAACAAAACGCCAGCAGGUGUGGGGAACACGUCAUCGGUCAUGAGUUUCAAGCUUACGUUCCCAACAGUCACGGCCACGACAACACCGUUGCAAGUGUUGCCACAGUUUGUGGAAGUUUUGGGAAAGAAAGUUGACAAGGUCCAAGCUGAGCUGGACAGAUGCCACGUGAA
This is a messenger RNA of Durusdinium trenchii, 416 nucleotides long. Lineage: Eukaryota; Dinophyceae; Suessiales; Symbiodiniaceae. The record is from the annotation of a GenBank genome assembly.